Messenger RNA from Ziziphus jujuba (common jujube), 1684 nucleotides. Its product is annotated as 1-aminocyclopropane-1-carboxylate oxidase homolog 1. The transcript has 4 exons. The record is from RefSeq and is a predicted model, not a curated record. Lineage: Eukaryota; Viridiplantae; Streptophyta; Magnoliopsida; Rosales; Rhamnaceae. Bases 351 to 1466 code for a protein of 371 amino acids.
CCAACCUUACAAGGCUUACAAUUAGUUAAUAUCACUUGCUCUCUGUAAUUGCGAAAGCCCAUAAGCAGAUCCCAGAGCAAUAGAAAUCAACUUAUACCAGUUGCAUUUCCUCCUCUUUGGCUCCGUUUCUAAUUACAUCAAAUUGCUUGUUUCAAUAUUUUGCCCACUCUUUGAUUCAACUAGCUUCCCCACAUACCCCAACAUAAUAUACAUAUAUAUUAUCUUAUCGUAGUCAUUGCUUCCUACAGUUGAAAUCUCUCCAUGCAUUAAUUAUCUGAAAGUGGCUGCAAAAAGAACGAAAUUUGUCAGGUCUAAGCAGAGUUCUCGAAUGAACAGUUAAACAAAAAGAAAUGGACCAGAAUCUUCAACCAGUAUCAGAAAAUGGAAAGGAAAAUGAGAGAGCAAAAGCGCUCAAGGCCUUCGAUGAUACAAAAGCUGGUGUAAAAGGACUUGUUGAUGCUGGACUAGUAACAGUCCCUCAGAUCUUUGUCAUACCACCAGAAGAUAUAUCUUCUGAGAUGUUAGGCUCUGGCUUCCCCUCCUUCAAGGUUCCCAUUAUAGACCUCAAAGGCAUGCAAAGUACUGAUACUCUGCAGCAUCACCAAAUUGCCAAGGAAGUAAUAAAUGCAGGUGAGACAUGGGGUUUCUUCCAGAUCGUGAACCAUGGAAUACCGCAAGAAAUAAUGGACCAGAUGAUUGAAGGCAUCAAGAGGUUCAAUGAGCAACCAAAUGAAGUGAAGAUGGAGUUCUAUUCGCGUGAUAAGAUGAAAAAGGUGCGGUUCAAUAGCAACUUUGAUCUUUAUAAGGCAAGAUCUGCAAAUUGGAGGGACACUUUGUCCUCUACCAUGGCUCCCAAUCCACCACCCUCUGAAGAAUAUCCAGCAGCAUGCAGGUAUACAAUGUUGCAGUACUCUGAGCAUAUUAAGAAGUUGGGACAAGUUCUAUUUCAGUUGAUAUCAAUGGGACUUGGACUUCCUUCUCAUUUCCUGGAAGAUAUGGAAUGUAAUAAAGGACAUACUUUUUUCUGCCACUACUAUCCACCAUGCCCUGAACCAGAGAGGAGUAUAGGACAUGGCAAGCACAGUGAUGCAGACUUUCUUACAGUACUUCUACAAGAUCACAUUGGUGGUCUUCAAGCUCUCCACCAAAAUCAUUGGGUUGAUAUCCCUCCAUUGAGAGGAGCUCUAUUGGUUAAUAUUGGAGACUUCUUACAGCUCAUCUCCAAUGACAAGCUUAAAAGCGUUCAGCAUAGAGUGAUUGCUAAAUGCAUAGGCCCAAGAAUCUCAGUUGCAUGCUUCUUCUCAACACAUUUACAGGAAUCAAAUAAGUUCGUUGGUCCUAUAAAAGAGUUGCUGACAGAUGAAAAUCCACCUUUGUACAAGGAAACCUUGGUAAAGGACUACAUUGACUCAUUGAUCGCGGCAGGACUAGCUGAAUUCUCCGCACUCGAACCAUUAAGGUUGUGACAACUCUGUUUACCCCAUUUCAGCAUCCAAAAUAUGUAAAGCAUCCUUUUGUAACUCGGACAUGAAAAAGGUACAAUAACAAAUAAUAAAUAAAUAAAACCUACAAUAAGUACAUAAACUACAAAGGGAAUCAGUUAGUAAAUAGCUAAAUGCAUAUUAAUGAUAAACCUCAUGGUUUAAUGAGACCCUCUAUGAAUUCCCUUUGGUAUGUUUUGCCA